AAAUAAUUUAAAUUAAUUGUACGUACCUUUUCUCUGGUUUAAAGAAAGAAUUUAACAAGAGAGAUUUGUUUUUACAUAAAAUGUCAGACUCGUGGCAAAACGAAGUUUUUCGAAAAAGUGUUGAAGAUAGAAUAAAUGAAGCCAUAGAAUCCUGCACAUUAAAAGUAUCAAGGUAUGGUAGAAAAGCUGAAAAAAGAAUAUUUGAAAAAUCGUCUAAUAAACUACAGUAUUUGGGCUAUGUGGCUAGAAUAAUACUUGAUAUUCGUCAAAUGAUUGUGGUUAGUGAAGAUUGGCUUGAUAAACAGAUAACAAAAAUAUUAAGUAAGCCCGCUCCGAAGCUCCGAAGAGUUUUAACUCCUUCAGAAUUGGCCAAAUAUAACAUUAAUUUAAUAAAAUUACAGAAUGAAUUAAAGAAACUAUAGAAAAUA
Messenger RNA from Sitophilus oryzae (rice weevil), 428 nucleotides. Its product is annotated as mediator of RNA polymerase II transcription subunit 15-like. The record is from RefSeq and is a predicted model, not a curated record. Gene Ontology annotation, molecular function: transcription coregulator activity. The coding region runs from base 81 to 422 and encodes 113 amino acids. The transcript has 5 exons. Lineage: Eukaryota; Metazoa; Arthropoda; Insecta; Coleoptera; Curculionidae. Gene Ontology annotation, biological process: regulation of DNA-templated transcription.